AUGGCCGUCAUCAGCAGUCUGGUCCCAGCAAGAUUUCUGACGCUGUUGGCUCACCUGGUCAUCGUUGUCACCAUAUUCUGGUCGAGGGAAAUUAAUGUUUUAGCCUGCCUUCCUGUUGGUUAUACGCAGGAUCAGUACAAUGCAGCCGACACCCAGUUGAUUGUGGCCCUGUCGGUGACUCUGGGAAUGUUUGUUAUUGAGCUGGCUGGUUUCCUCUCUGGAGUGUCAAUGUUCAACAACACACAGAGCCUACUAUCCCUGGCUGCCCACUGUUCUGCUUCAGUCAGCCUUUCCCUGUUUGUGUCCCAGAAGUGGGAGUGCACCUCCUAUUGGUACAUCUUUGGCUUUUGCAGCGCCUUUCCGGCCUUCACCGAAAUAAUCAUCUUCAUUGCUGUGCUUGGAUUUAAACAGAAACCACUGUGA
Staurois parvus is the source of this 423-nucleotide messenger RNA. The record is from the annotation of a GenBank genome assembly. NCBI's taxonomy places the organism in Eukaryota, Metazoa, Chordata, Amphibia, Anura, Ranidae.